This is a messenger RNA of Amphibalanus amphitrite, 1945 nucleotides long. RefSeq names its product compound eye opsin BCRH2-like. Bases 495 to 1655 code for a protein of 386 amino acids. The record is from RefSeq and is a predicted model, not a curated record. Gene Ontology annotation, biological process: G protein-coupled receptor signaling pathway; visual perception. The transcript has 4 exons. Gene Ontology annotation, cellular component: membrane. NCBI's taxonomy places the organism in Eukaryota, Metazoa, Arthropoda, Thecostraca, Balanomorpha, Balanidae. Gene Ontology annotation, molecular function: G protein-coupled receptor activity.
AGGCGUUAUACUGGUGUAAGUGUAAACAGAUGCUCAGAUAUCAAUGAGAAACUUGAAAGUCUUGAUUCUGGCGUAUCCGACAAUCGCAAUGUCGUCAGCCAAAAUAAAUUUUAACUGAUUGUAAAUAAAAAUAGAUUUUAACUGAUCAUCAACGAUCAAAGUUAUCGAAAUAAGAGCCCGGUGGGCGUUGAGCUCAUGCAGGUCGAACAGUUUUAAACGUUUACGUUGGACUUUUUAAACAUUUGAAUUUUCAGAAAAGUUACAAUUGCUUUCCCUCGGAGCCUGAAGCUCAGCACGAAUGCUGAGUGUCGCGGAGGCCGGUCCUUCCGCCGACAGAAGCGCAGCACAGGGAAGCAGUAUGAUGUAUCUGAACAAGGUCGGAGCGAAGCCCCUCAGGGUAACUGGGCACUAUAUAAACGGGGUGGUGGCGACGAAAGGCGCCAGACAGCCAGUGGCAUGCGAGCAGUGCUCAGUUGAGACCCGGUGACGACAGGAUGGAGAGCGUCCACGCAGCGGCUUUCGCGGUGUCCGCCCGCGAUGAAAAGUUCGGCUGGAUGUUCGACCCCAACGCCCGGGUGCCUGACACUGCACCUGCCGACAUGCUUGAGAUCAUCCCCAAGCACUGGUAUAACUUCGCCCCCGUCAACCCGCUCUGGCACUACAUGCUCGGCAUGGUCUACAUCGUCCUCUUCGUGGUCUCGCUGUUCGGCAACCUCACGGCGCUGUACCUGUUCCUGAAGGACAGGACUCUGCGCACGCCGUCCAACAUGCUGGUCAUCAACCUGACGCUCUCCGACCUGGUCAUGACGCUUACCAACCACACCGCCUUCAUCUACAACGCCUUCAUGGGCGGCGCCUGGCAGCUGGGCCCCCGCGUCUGCGAGGUGUGCGGCUUCCUGGGAGCCGUCAGCGGCCUGGCCAGCAUCUGCUCUCUGGUCGCCAUCAGCUGGGAUCGCUACCGCGUCAUCGUCCAGUCCUUCAACGCCGCGCCGCUCACCGUCGGCAAGGCCCUGGCCAUCAUGAUCUUCGUCUGGGCGUACACCAUGGCCUUCACGCUGCUGCCCUUCUUCGGCAUCGGCGCCUACGUGCCGGAGGGCAUCCUGGACUCGUGCACGUUCGACUACUUCGACACGGGCGUCAUCAACACCGCCUACAUCUGGUUCUGCAUCGUCGGCUUCUACAUCUUCCCCAUCCUGCUCAUCUGCUUCUUCUACUACCACAUCGUCAACGCCGUGUUCCAGCACGAGAAGGCGCUGAAGGAGCAGGCCAAGAAGAUGAACGUCUCGACGCUGCGCAGCAACGCCGACCAGGACAAGCAGUCGGCCGAGAUCCGCAUCGCCAAGGUGGCCCUGGUCAACAUCACCGUGUGGGCGCUCUGCUGGACGCCCUACUGCGUCGUGGUGGCCAUCGGCAUCUCCGGCGACCCCAUGCUGGUGACGCCGCUCGUCUCGGCGCUGCCGGCCCUCUUCGCCAAGGCGGUGAGCACGUACAACCCGCUGGUGUACGCGCUGAGCCACCCGCGCUACCGGGCCGCCCUGCGCAAGCACAUGCCGUGGGUCUGCAUCAGCCCCGACGACGACGGCAAGAGCAAGCCGGCCGCCGCCGACACCACGUCCACAGUCUCAGCCGAGACCGCCAACCAGGAGAAGGCCUGAAAUGCCGACAGACCCCCGAACGACGACUGAUUACCGCUUAUGAUCCACGGAGCUGACUGUCGCGAAGUGCGCUGGUGACGCGGUGUGGCUCCGUCGUGGAGCGCCGCCGCUGUCCCGCCGCUUCGCGUGCCUGUUUGUAUAGUGCCGGGCGCCGGGCUGCGGUCGAAGGAGGGCGCUCAUCUUCUGCCGGCUCCUCCCGCGCCCCGCGUGCGCCCCAUACUGUGUCUGUUCGCCAUUACUUGUGUUCUGGUCAUCACCCUAGCAAUAAACGGAUGCAAGAUCCAACGAAA